AUGUUUGCCCUCGCUACCCUGGCGCGGACAUCGCGCAUUGGCCCCCGAUGGACCCAACUGCGCAGCGUAUCAACCCUCGAAAACAACCCGCACAUCGUCCUAUGCUAUCUCCUCCAAUGGGAGUCACAUUCUCUCCCUCCUCCCCACCGAACCCCCAACACCUCCCUCGCCAUCGGCACCACCACCACGCUCCCCCCAACCACCGACUCCCUCCGCGAAAACCCCCGCUUCCUCGAAAUCCUGCAGUCCGUUUUCCGCGAGUACGGCCACCAAGACCCCGACGCCAUCUCCCAGGCCCAGGUGAUGGUGUCGACCUCCGGCGCGAACCUGAGCUCCGGCGGCGUGUUGAUGACGGGCGCGCGCGGCCGCAGACGUCGCGAAAGCGCCGACUCCAGCGGUGGCGCUAGUGGCCAGGGCGGCGCUGGGUCGGCUGGACGCGGCGGCUGGAUCCAUAUGUCGGAUGAGCGGCGGCCGCCGGAGUAUGGCCGGAUCGCGUGGCCUGAGGAUAUCUUUGGGAGUUUGGAGGUGGAUGCUGAUGGGAGUUUUGUGGGUGGGAAUGGGAAUUAUCAGCCUAGUGGUACAUAUCGGCUGGUGACGAGGGAUGGGAUUUUGGGAUUGAGUCCGUUCAUGCGGGAGAAACUGGUUCAGAAGCUACGUGAGAUGGAGUCUCAGCAAUGAUUAUGAUUCUUGGAUAUGGAUCGUGUACAAUACUGUAUCAUAUCGUGUGCAUUAAUUAUCAUGACUUAACUGCUGGACGGUUGGCGUUAUAGAUCAUCUUCGUCC
Molecule: messenger RNA, 783 nt
Organism: Aspergillus campestris IBT 28561
Lineage: Eukaryota; Fungi; Ascomycota; Eurotiomycetes; Eurotiales; Aspergillaceae
Exons: 4
Coding region: 1-678 (225 amino acids)
Source: RefSeq, a predicted model, not a curated record